This is a messenger RNA of Dama dama (fallow deer), 1026 nucleotides long. Its product is annotated as olfactory receptor 11G2-like. Bases 91 to 1026 code for a protein of 311 amino acids. The transcript has a single exon. Gene Ontology annotation, cellular component: membrane. The record is from RefSeq and is a predicted model, not a curated record. NCBI's taxonomy places the organism in Eukaryota, Metazoa, Chordata, Mammalia, Artiodactyla, Cervidae. Gene Ontology annotation, molecular function: olfactory receptor activity; G protein-coupled receptor activity. Gene Ontology annotation, biological process: G protein-coupled receptor signaling pathway.
UCCCAAGAAGAUUUAAGUAUAAAUCCGGGUCCUCAUGUCGCUAUACAAACUCGUUUGAUAUUUGCUGGUCCUUUCACAGCUCACAGACACAUGAAAAUCUACAACACUCCCAACACCUCCAGCGCCAUCACUGGCUUCAUCCUCCUGGGCUUCCCUUGCCCCAGGGAGGCGCAGAUUCUCCUCUUUGUGCUCUUCUCUGCUGUCUACCUCCUGACCCUCAUGGGCAACGGUUCUAUCAUCUGUGCUGUGUGCUGGGAUCAGAGACUCCACACCCCCAUGUACAUCCUGCUUGCCAACUUCUCCUUCCUGGAGAUCUGGUAUGUCACCUCCACUGUCCCCAACAUGUUGGCCAACUUCCUCUCUAACACCAAGCUCAUCUCCUUCUCUGGGUGUCUCCUCCAGUUCUACUUUUUCUUCUCCUUGGGUUCUACAGAAAGCUUUUUCUUGGCUAUUAUGGCAUUUGAUCGAUAUCUUGCCAUCUGCCAACCUCUACAUUACCCCAUCCUCAUGACUGGACAUCUCUGCACCAAUCUUGUGAUCAGCUGCUGGGUACUUGGUUUUCUCUGGUUUUUGAUUCCUGUCAUCAUCAUCUCCCAAAUGUCCUUCUGUGGAUCCAGGGUCAUUGACCAUUUCCUGUGUGACCCAGGUCCUCUUCUAGCACUCACCUGUGAAAAAGCUCCUGUGAUGGAGCUUGUCUUCUCCACUCUCAGCCCUAUUCCCCUCAUCAUUCUCUUUCUCUUCAUCAUGGGGUCCUACGCUUUGGUCAUAAAAGCUGUAUUGAAAGUUCCUUCGGCAGCUGGACAAAGGAAGGCUUUCUCGACCUGCGGGUCUCAUCUGACUGUGGUUUCACUGUUCUAUGGUUCAGUAGUGGUCAUGUAUGGGAGCCCAGCAUCUGAGCAUGGUGCCAGAAUGCAGGUGACCGUGACUCUGUUUUAUUCUGUGGUCACCCCACUUCUUAAUCCAAUAAUAUAUAGUCUUAGGAACAAAGAUAUGAAAAAGGCCCUGAAGAAAUUUCUGAGACUAUAA